AGAUGCCUGUGUAGGCAUUUAGUAGGUCCUACCUAGGAAAACAGGCAGGUACUACCUACCUGUACCUGGGCUGCAGUAGCUCUCAAUGUCUUCGCGUCCAAAUCUUGACUUAGCAUGUCAUGGGCUUGAAUUCUUUCUUGAUAACUUUUACAUUCCUUCCCAACAACUCCCAAUCGUAAGGCAUCUGCCCUGCCGACUACUAACACCAUAUUGAGGCCUUAAUUUGCUUAGAUGCAUCCACAGAAGACGAUAUUGCGGUGACUGAGACCAGAAGAACCACCAAGCCUUACUACAACGACUUCAUCUUGUUCGCAUCCUCGUCUAACUCACCAUAAACGCCUCUGCUUCCAGCGGCCCUGAUAUCCGUACAUGUCAGCACCAAUUGCUCGACAGUCGACAUCGACUAACCACCCCCCAGCCUCAGCUGGCAUUAACGCAUUGUCCCUUGCCUUGUUUUUCCCAUCUCUACCCCCCCAUCGUCGAGCGCCCCAACAGUAACAAAGACCUCAACCUCUGCUUUGAUGUGUUCGGGGUAUACCUCCUGUUGCCAUCCGUAGUUCCCUCCAGACCUUCCUGUCUCUCCUCAGGUUGGUUGUCUAGCGUAGCUUGAGUUAGUUCCGCGCAUGCUGUCAACAUGGCAACCUCUCCUCAGUUGUCCGUGGCCGACCAGAUACGCCAACUGGAUGGCGCACGGAAGCUGGUCCUAAAGGAUGUUUCAUAUUAUCCACAGGUCAUUCAAGCUACUAUACCUAUUAUUGGCCCCUCCUCCCAUGUCGAGUUCCGGAGAUGGGGUGCCGACUUUCUCGCUGAAGCGUUUUCUACUCCCGCCGUCCCUCUCAGUGGCAGGGAGACUUUGGCCCUGACAGUUCUCGACACAUUAAAGUCACUGGUGGAGGACCCUAAGCAGGAUGUUUUGGUCUUGCGGUCUGUGAUACAAGCUGCAGCUAGCAUAUAUCCGCUAGCUAUGCGGUGGAUAAUAAACAAUGCUUACGAUUUUCCUACAUGGGGGAAAAUGACAGCUAUCAAAACAAGAAUAAGGGAUAUUUGGGAUACUGCUCCCCUAACAGUACGGAUAUGUUGCAUCAAAUUUGUACAAAGGGUAGUAUUGGCACACACCUCAAGUGUGAACCCCGAGCCAAGACGCGGCGAUCCGCUUGAUAUCUCCCGCAAUAUGGUACCCCCUAAUCACUCAGUGCUAGAUGGUGAACAAUUGGAAGCUGAGGCUUCUGGGCUUCUGGAUCGAAUGCUGGGUGUUUUAGAGGAUGAGACUAGCGACCCAUUGUUGGUUGAUGCAACUUUAAAUACUCUAUCCAUCCUAGUUCGCCAACGACCAAAAACAUCUCCCCGUAUUAUAUCAACAUUAUUCAACUUCAAUCCCUUAAGAUUAGCGACAACCACUCCAUUAACGCCUAAAACCAAGGUCCUAGUGAAGUCGAUGGAAAAGACAACAAGGAUGUUGCUCACGCAUCUAUAUCGACGGGACGUCCACAACCCUUUGGCAGGUCGAAUGCAACAACAUGUUGAGCGGCUCGCGCGGUCACGAGCUGAGAUUUUCGACGAAAAUGGGCGAAAGCGCGUAAUGGUUGACCAGGCUAGUGCCGGUGAAGCGAAACGUCAACGCAUGGCAACUCUGUCUAGUCAGCCCCAGAUCGAAAUCACGCCCUUAAAGCCGGGAGAAAAUACAUUGGCUCAGAUCUUCACAUUCACUAAUAAUGAUGGGUUGAAGAAUUUCAACGUGAGCGAUGCGAUUCCAGCACCACUAGCUGCCAAAAUUAGUGUGCGAACUAUUGCUCAACUUGACACCGAAAUCCUCCAACGCGCCAUUGAUGGUGUCCGAGCCCGUUUCACGGCUUUCCAAGAAGCUCAUCAACAACCGCUGAACCCUGAGACUGCUCCUUUAGGUAUAGAAGAGGAUGACGAUGACUACGAGCCAGACUAUUAUGCUGCUGAAGAUACCGAACAACUUAUGAAUAAACUUGACUCGUCACCUUCAGACGAGAGGCGAGAUUUGCAGGCGCCAGUGCUUGGUGCCUUAGCGCUGCCAGCCUUUAAACUUCCUCCACCAUCGCCAUUAGACCCAGAACAAGCCGCGAGAGUUGGUCAAGGUGCUAUUGCACGCGUCUUUGGUACCAUGCAAACUCUCGAAGACCCCACUACGAAGAAGUCCAAGGCCGGUUUAAACAGACUUGCAGCUAGCUCAUAUGACCGCGACUCGUGGAUAACCGUAAUAACCCGUUUAGCUACACGCGCAACUGCCGGUCUCGAUGGUAUUUCCGUCAAAGAUGAACAUAACGCCCUUGCGGCACCUACUGUUAGCAUGAGUGACAGUAUACGGGAAAUGUUGUAUGCCUACGUAAUGGAAGACUUCAGAAAACGUAUCGAUGUGGCCGUUACUUGGCUGACCGAGGAAUGGUAUAAAGAGCGCGUACAGCACCGCUUUUCUUCAUCUCCUAAUGAACCACAUGAUGCUCCUGCAAACUACGAAAAGUGGACGCUUCGUUUAGUUGAUGGGUUCUUCUCGUAUCUGCAUUCGCAGGACAAAGUCCUGACCCGUUUUUUAAGCGAAUUACCUGAGCUCACCGUCUCAAUACUCGCGAGAGUUAAGCUCCUAUGUCGCGACCCGAGUUUAGUCAACCUCGCCCUUACGAGUUUAUACUAUCUUGUCAUUUUUCGCCCUCCAGUUAGGGACAUUGCCCUCGACACGGUCCAGGAUAUUUGGACUGAGUACGAAGAUGCGCGACCCACGGCUGCUAAAUAUUUGCAAAAGUGGCGCCCUGGAUUCGUAGAGUCAGCCCAGCAAGGCACAGGUAGCACACCUGUAGGGGCCAACGGCUCGAUUGUGGCGACGUGAUACCCGGAGAGAAUAUGUCGCUUGACGAACAGCCUGAGCAUGUUUAUUUUUAUGGUGUACAAUAUUGGCUUCGUGAUGGUAGGACGGGAUGCAGCUAGGCUCGAGUCAAGAGUUUAUUCUAGGCCCAGCUUUGACAACAGAUGAUCUAAGGCAUGGCGUUUGGGAAAGGCGGUUACAUGUACAUCCUAUGGCCACGAGCAGGGGCUUGUACAUGAAAAGCAGGAUCAGGGUUUACAGAGGACGCUUUGAUUGAGGGCCAUUGUUGGUUGCGCAUAUUCGGCCUCUACAUACCAGUGUGCAUCAAUAAUAUAGUCAUUAAGAUAUUUGAUAUCAGAAUAGAUUUAGAACUCGAUCUCUUGUAGUUUGACGGAGAAAUCACUGCAUGAGUUCUGCAUUGUACUAUCUCAUCUUGCCUCGAGCAUUAGUUGGCACCUAAUUCGCACCAUCGAC
Messenger RNA from Xylaria bambusicola, 3301 nucleotides. RefSeq names its product mRNA cleavage and polyadenylation specificity factor complex subunit. NCBI's taxonomy places the organism in Eukaryota, Fungi, Ascomycota, Sordariomycetes, Xylariales, Xylariaceae. Bases 635 to 2851 code for a protein of 738 amino acids. Gene Ontology annotation, cellular component: mRNA cleavage and polyadenylation specificity factor complex. The record is from RefSeq and is a predicted model, not a curated record. The transcript is spliced from 7 exons.